Messenger RNA from Cotesia congregata, 481 nucleotides. NCBI's taxonomy places the organism in Eukaryota, Metazoa, Arthropoda, Insecta, Hymenoptera, Braconidae. The record is from the annotation of a GenBank genome assembly.
GAACAAAGAGAUUAUUAUUGUAAGCCAUUGUCUCUUUGAGUAUAAAUAUCGGGAGCAACAGCACGAGUAUCAGUUAAAGCUUGUGUUUUGACGCAUUAAUUAUAAUAACAAUUCUCAAAGACAAGAAAAACACUAGCUUCUUUUUAAAAUGGCUAAAAAUUACCACACAGUUUUGCUAUUAGUCUGCUUGUCAUUCAUGGUGAUAGUUUCUUCACCACAAAAUGCAGUUCAAGCAGAUAAGCUCAUUGGAAGCUGUGUUUGGGGUGCAGUUAAUUACACUUCCAAUUGCAACGCAGAGUGCAAACGACGUGGGUACAAAGGAGGACACUGCGGAAGCUUUGCUAAUGUCAACUGUUGGUGCGAACAAUAAUCAAUAGAUACGAUCAACUAAAAGCUACAUUUCGGAUUGUUGCUGACAUCAUUCAUUCUACUGGCUGUUGAGUAAAUCCGACAGUAUAUUAUCAACUAUUCUGAAGAUAAU